AUGGAAGGAGUUCUAAUAGAGAUUAUUCCUCAUUUGACAGUAGCAAGAUUUGCUGGAGUAGCACAAUUGGCUAGUAUUUCUAUUGACCGCCAAUUGAUUAUAGCUUUGAUGGGUCUUCGUAUUGAUGGAAGACCAGUUAUUGCCCCUACAGGAGGUGACAGGGCACAAAUCGUUGAAGAUUUGUUGGGAAUUAGACCACCGAGUAGAUUUAUGUUAGCUGAUCAUUCUAGUAGCAGGGUCCCGGUUAGGUACCUUCCCUUACUUGAGGAUUUGAAGAUAACUGGGCAAUAUAGUUGGGGAGCUGCAGCGUUAGCAUUCCUAUACAGAGAGUUAUGCAUGUCUAUAAAUAUUGAUCGGUCUGGUGUUGGAGGAUUGACUCCACUUGUGAUGAUGUGGGUGUGGGAUAGGUUUCCAUUUCUAGCUCCAGGUGAUCCCCCUUACACACAGAAUGAUCUUCCUUAUGGCGCAUGGCUUACCAAACUUGAAGGCUUCACAACAUUGCCUAAACGACCAAAAUAA
Molecule: messenger RNA, 519 nt
Organism: Abrus precatorius (Indian licorice)
Lineage: Eukaryota; Viridiplantae; Streptophyta; Magnoliopsida; Fabales; Fabaceae
Product: serine/threonine-protein phosphatase 7 long form homolog
Exons: 4
Coding region: 1-519 (172 amino acids)
Source: RefSeq, a predicted model, not a curated record